Molecule: messenger RNA, 1008 nt
Organism: Cladophialophora yegresii CBS 114405
Lineage: Eukaryota; Fungi; Ascomycota; Eurotiomycetes; Chaetothyriales; Herpotrichiellaceae
Exons: 2
Coding region: 1-1008 (335 amino acids)
Cellular component (GO): plasma membrane; fungal-type vacuole
Source: RefSeq, a predicted model, not a curated record
AUGGCCCAACCCAACAACUCGACGUUCUACCUCCCUCUCAGCAACUGCACCGAAGUAACACCACGAUGUCCGGUUGAGCAUUCAAUCUAUGGAUACUAUCCCAGUAUCGGCGCAAAUGCCUUUUUCGUUGCUGUCUUCGCCUUGUGCGGCGCCCUGCAACUCCUCUUUGGCAUCCGCUACAAGACUUGGACUUACCUCAUCGCCAUGGUGCUGGCCUGCGCUGACCAGGCACUUGGCUAUGUUGGCCGCGUCAUUCUCCAUCACAAUCCCUUCAGCGAGAUCGGAUUCCAGAUACAGAUCUGCUGUCUGAUUCUUGGGCCCGCAUUCAACUCGGCAGCCAUCUACCUCGUCCUGAAGCACAUCACUCUCUGCUUCGGCCCAGAGUUCUCCCGCAUCAAGCCAAAGUGGUAUACAUGGAUCUUCAUCACUGGCGAUUUGGUCUCCCUGGUUCUGCAGGCGAUCGGAGGCGGUAUGGCAGCCACCGCCAAUGACAAUCAAUCCCAACAGGACACCGGUGACAACUUGAUGAUGGCCGGUAUCGCUUUCCAGGUUGUGACAUUGUUCUUUUUCGGCACCGCGGCAUCUUGGUAUGUCUUUCAACGAUGGAAAGGCCAAAAUGUACCCUUCACACCUGAGGCCGUACAUUUUCUGGGGAGUACCAAGUUCCGCCUAUUCGUGUAUGGUUUUGUCCUGGCAUACGUGGCUAUUGUUGUUCGAUGCAUCUACCGUAUCGUCGAGAUGGCUGGUGGCUGGGCGAAUCCGGUGAUGCAAUUUGAGCCUGCUUUUAUUGCUCUUGAUGGAUGCAUGGUAAUAAUCGCCACAAUCAUGCAGACAGUCUUCCAUCCUGGCUUCUGCUUCCCUCGGCUUUCGAGCGCGUAUAUUCCACCGCCAUCAACUUCGAUCGUCCCAGCCACCGUCAAAGAUUCGAUGGGCGCAAGCAUGCCGUCCACGCCGCCCAAUGAGACCGUGGAGAUGCAAGUGGAAAAGAACUCCCGACAAUAUGUUUGA